AUCAAAUCCUCUCCUCCUCCUCGUCGUCCCCACCGAAGCCGCAGUACCGCACCCACGCGAACGCGAUGGCCUCCGCAGCUUCCUCCUACUUCGCCGGCCCGGCGAUCAUGCCGUCGCAGCGCGCGGUCGCGGUGCCCGACAACUCUGCCGCCGCCGCCGCCCCUUCCCCGGCCAAGUCGCGCGACCCCCGCUUCUCCGGAUGCGCGCCCGCCACCGUCCGCCACAUCGCCCGCUCCUUCGCCGCCGCGGCCGCGGCCGCCGAUGGUGCCGGCGGCGGUGACCCCGCCAUCUCCAUCGACGGCGUCGACGCCACCAACGUUUGGGUUCUGGGGAGGGUGGUGAGCUUGGUGAACAUGGAGGCUGGCGUGCAAUUCACGCUCGACGACGGCACUGGGAAGAUCGCCCUGGUGCGAUGGAUCACUGACCAGAUGGAUGCUAACGAGGUGGCUUUUGUCCAGAAUGGAGUGUACCUCAAGGUUCAAGUCACUCUCGUAGGGUUUAAAGCUAAGCAGCAGGGUUUUGCUCGUUCUAUCAGGCCUGUUAUCAAUUUCACUGAAAUUGUGCUGCAUUUCAUUGAAUGUAUGCAUUUGCAUUUGGAAAAUGUCCGGCCAAAGAUGCAAGGUCAACUCCCUCGCGCUGUUCAAACAAAUGCAUCUACUCAUGAGAUGCAAGCUCAAGUCCCUCACACAGUUCAAACAAUUACACCUGCUUGUACACCUUUUUCUGGUGGAGUAAGAGAGCAUCAAGUUCAUUUUUCUUCUGAAGUAAACCAAGGGCGAUUUCCUCCAUCAGUUCAAACAAACACAUCUAGUCAUGUACCCUUUUCUGGUGGAGUGAGAGAACAGCAGGUUCAUUUUACUCCUCGAUCAAACCAAUUUUCAGCUUACCCAGCUACUGGUGUACAGCUGAAUGCUCUGCAGAGAAUGGUUUUGGAUGUUAUGCAACAACCAGAUAUACUCGCACAUGAAGAUGGAGUACAUGUUGAUGAAGUGGCGAGGAGACUUGGAAUGCCAAGAGGACAAAUUCUGGUCGCUGCCGUGCAGCUGGUCGACUUGGCCUGCCUUUAUUCCACCAUCGAUGACUAUCAUUUCAAGUCUGUUUUAAAUGGCUGAUCGAUGCAAUCAUCUUCAGGACUAGUAUAACAAUAUAUGAGAUUCGUUCCAGUUUAUAGGUACUGAGCAGCAUUCAUGUAUAUGCUUUGAGUAUCCAUAUCUAGCACACGCACUUUCCUUUUGUACAUAUAGCACUCAUUUUUUAGUGGCCAAGCAAAUUUCAGACAUGCAGAUCGAUUAGAAU
Panicum hallii is the source of this 1296-nucleotide messenger RNA. RefSeq names its product replication protein A 32 kDa subunit C-like. Gene Ontology annotation, biological process: DNA replication; nucleotide-excision repair; double-strand break repair via homologous recombination. The transcript is spliced from 10 exons. Bases 66 to 1112 code for a protein of 348 amino acids. NCBI's taxonomy places the organism in Eukaryota, Viridiplantae, Streptophyta, Magnoliopsida, Poales, Poaceae. Gene Ontology annotation, cellular component: chromosome, telomeric region; site of double-strand break; DNA replication factor A complex. The record is from RefSeq and is a predicted model, not a curated record.